This is a messenger RNA of Mobula hypostoma (lesser devil ray), 1688 nucleotides long. RefSeq names its product cytochrome P450 2C23-like. Gene Ontology annotation, cellular component: cytoplasm; intracellular membrane-bounded organelle. Lineage: Eukaryota; Metazoa; Chordata; Chondrichthyes; Myliobatiformes; Myliobatidae. The transcript has 9 exons. The record is from RefSeq and is a predicted model, not a curated record. The coding region runs from base 1 to 1488 and encodes 495 amino acids. Gene Ontology annotation, molecular function: iron ion binding; oxidoreductase activity, acting on paired donors, with incorporation or reduction of molecular oxygen, reduced flavin or flavoprotein as one donor, and incorporation of one atom of oxygen; heme binding. Gene Ontology annotation, biological process: xenobiotic metabolic process.
AUGAGUUUUGAUGAACCGUUGACAACUUUGUUGGUUGUUUUACUGAGCGUCCUGCUUCUGGCGAGAUUCUUUCAGAACAACCAGCGGCAGAAAGGCAGGCUUCCCCCGGGUCCCCCUGCCCUCCCGAUCAUCGGCAACCUAUUCCAACUGGAUUUGAAAGCACCCCACAAAUCCCUCAUCAAGCUGAGUGAACAGUAUGGCCCCGUGUUCAUCUUCUGGUUCAGCAGCUUCCCUGCGGUGGUGGUGUGUGGUACCGAGGCUAUAAGAGAGGCCCUUAUUGGCCAUGGGCGUGACUUCAGCGGCCGAUAUCUCUUACCCGUCUUGGAAAAAAUCUCUGACGGCUAUGGAAUUAACUUCAGCAGUGGCGAGAGAUGGAAGCAGCUUCGGAGAUUCACUCUCAGCACCUUGAGGAAUUUUGGAAUGGGGAAAAAGAGCAUUGAGGAGAGGAUUCAGGAGGAAGCCCAGUUUCUGGUCACAAGCUUCAGGGAUAAGAAAGGUGAACCUUUCAACCCAAACUUUCUCCUGCGAGGUGCAACGUCAAACAUCAUCUGUUCCAUCACCUUUGGAAGACGAUUUGAUUACGAAGAUAAACAAUUUCUCUGGCUGAUAGAGAUGGUUGCAGGAAUUGCCCGCAGUUUCAGUAGCCCCUGGUUACAGUUGUACAACAUCUUCCCAAGGAUCAUGGAUUUCCUGCCUGGAGCUCACCAAAAGAUGUUCCAAAAUAUCAAAAACUUGCAAAGUUUUCUGGCCAAAACUAUUCAAAGCCACAAAGAAACUGUCCAGAAAGACUUCCCCAGGGAUUACAUCGACUGCUUCCUGACGAAGAUGGAUGAGGACAAAGAUGAGCUUAACUCCGAGUUCUUUCAAGAAAACUUGUUGGUGUCGACAGAGAGCUUAUUUCUGGCUGGGACUGAAACAACUAGUACAACACUGCGCUGGGCUCUUCAAAUCCUAACAAAGUAUCCAGAAGUUCAAGAGAAGAUUCACAAUGAGAUUGAUGAUGUGAUUGGAUCUCAUCGAAGACCGGCAAUUGAGGAUCGGGCGAAGAUGCCGUACACUGACGCGGUCAUCCACGAGGUCCAGCGAUACAUCGACAUCACUCCCCUGAGCUUUCCACACAUGACAACAAGUGAUGUGAACUUCCGAGGAUAUUUGAUACCCAAGGGCAUGCUUGUGAUCCCUGUCCUUUCCUCUGCUCUGAAAGACAACAGUCAAUGGGAGUCACCAGAAUCAUUUAACGCAAACCAUUUCCUUGAUGAAAAUGGAUGUUUCAAAAAGAGUGUAAAUUUCAUGGCAUUCUCAGCAGGGAAAAGAAUGUGCCUGGGAGAAUCCUUGGCUCGCAUGGAACUCUUCAUUUUUUUGACCAGUCUCCUGCAGAGCUUUGUCUUCAAGCCCGUCAUCGAUCGCAAGGACAUCGACAUCUCACCAGCUUCAACUGGAAUUCUGGUUGCACCCCAUGUCUAUGAAUUCUGUGCUGUCCCUCGCUAAAUCACCUGGAGCCUCUUGAAUUUUAGCAGUCGAUGUUAAAAAUUAUUUAGUUACUUGUAUAUCUUUAACAUCACAAAAUUUGGUUAUUUUCCAUUUACCCAUUCUCACUGCAGUCCAACAUGUCAGUCCACGCCCACCUCGUGUCAAGGUGAGACCAUCCUCAAGGGUGGAGCAACAGCUUAUAUUCCGACUGGGUAGCC